AACGAAACGUUUUCGACUUCACGAGGAAGUGUCAAAAUUAUUGUGUUUUAUCUGUCAGUGUCAACUCGCUCAAAUCGUCAGACUCAGUGAAGCCUACGAGUGUGUCAAAUAAUUUACUUUGAAUAAAACAUGGCUUUCUUCAACUGCGGCAGAUUGGGCAGCCGUUCACUGCUAGCAAGCAUAAAUAAAGUGCCUACUGUGCUUGGUUCCGUAAAUUAUGCCCAGGCUGCGGCUGGUGCUCCAAAAAUUGUGUUCAAGAAAUUUGAACCGCCCAAGAUUGAGCACCAUGAUGAUAGAAACGCUCGUCUCAAACGGCCGAUGUCUCCUCAUCUCAGCAUCUAUGCUCCACAGCUGACCAGCAUAUUGUCUGUUACCCACAGAGCGACAGGAAUCAUCUUGUCGGGUUACUUUGGAGUGCUGGGUAUUGGAGCCUUAGUAUUGCCACAAGACAUCUCCCACUAUAUUGCAAUUAUCGAGAACCUCAACUUAUCUCCAGCUACCUUAUUCGUUGCAAAAUUCUUGCUUGCGGCACCAGUUGGCUACCAUUUUGCCAACGGAAUCAGACAUCUUGUAUGGGACAUGGCUAAGGGACUUACCAUUAAAGAGGUUUACUCUUCCGGCUAUGCAAUGCUCGGUCUGACCAUUGCGAUCACUACGUUAUUAGCAUCAUUAUAAUCAUUUCUUUAGGACCAAAAUAAAAAGUGAAAUUUU
Messenger RNA from Spodoptera litura, 711 nucleotides. Its product is annotated as succinate dehydrogenase cytochrome b560 subunit, mitochondrial. Gene Ontology annotation, molecular function: electron transfer activity. The record is from RefSeq and is a predicted model, not a curated record. Gene Ontology annotation, biological process: mitochondrial electron transport, succinate to ubiquinone; tricarboxylic acid cycle. Lineage: Eukaryota; Metazoa; Arthropoda; Insecta; Lepidoptera; Noctuidae. Gene Ontology annotation, cellular component: membrane; respiratory chain complex II (succinate dehydrogenase).